AUGAUGUUAUUUGGGCGUAUCGGGACAGCUUAUAAGAUUCCUAUUGGUAUGAUGCCGUUUAGAUUGGUCUAUGGGAAAUCAUGUCAUUUACCAGUUGAGGUGGAACAUAAAGCACAUUGGGCUAUCAAGAGCAUUCAUUUGGAUUUGAAAGAAGCAGGAGAACGGAGAAAUCUCCAACUCAAUGAGCUUGAUGAAAUGAGGUUGGAUGCGUAUGAGAAUGCCAAGAUUUACAAGGAAAGAACAAAGAAGUGGCAUGAUCAACAUAUCCUCCAUAGAGAGUUUAGAGAAGGGAACUUGGUUCUUCGAUCGAGAAGUUUAGUACUUUACCCUUCCCGAUCCUUCAUCAUUGUGAGCAUUGAAGGGGUCGAGCGCAUGACCAUUAAAUGA
Asparagus officinalis (garden asparagus) is the source of this 387-nucleotide messenger RNA. RefSeq lists its product as uncharacterized. NCBI's taxonomy places the organism in Eukaryota, Viridiplantae, Streptophyta, Magnoliopsida, Asparagales, Asparagaceae. The transcript has 2 exons. The record is from RefSeq and is a predicted model, not a curated record. Bases 1 to 387 code for a protein of 128 amino acids.